GAGAGAUAAAAGCUGAUCUCGCGUCAAAUUUCUGAUACUGAUGCGUUAAAGACAUGUGUAUGGAAACGUUUGGAGCGGUUGAUUGUAUUCGAUGUUACCGGUCAUAAUAAGAUUAGAAGCCAGUUUUUUAUUUUUCUCUCUUAUUUACAAAUUUCCCUGAUCGCCUGCACAGCAUUUUCAGUAUAAAUGUCGGCUUGGAAGUGAGGAUAGUGUCGUGAGAGUGUUGUGUUAAAUUGGAGUUUUUCGUUCGCGUUGCGAAAUGUCUUCGCCUCGCGUUGAGACCGUGGAGGCAGCAGAAGAAAAUAAGUCAGAAACUGUGGAAAAAGGAAGGAGGGUGGAAAGUUGCUCCAAAAGCGCGGAGUCCCUACCCUCGUCUUCGGAGGACGCUCCGAAAAAUGACAGGGAUGCCUCAGCUGAGAGCCCCAUCAGCAGGAAGAGAAAGCAUCCUCAGGACUCGGAAGCCACCAAGGUCCCAAAGAGCUCCGAGGGACAGGAUGCACUUAAUGUCAACAUACCAUCAGACUUAUCAAUAGGGAGUACAAGAGAAGAAAGGAACGUGACCGAAACCGAAAGACCCUCAGAUCAUACAAAUGCUGUUGCAGCACAUUAUAAUGCAAUUGAAGAAAAAGGUUUAUCUGCCAGAUCUCAAAGCCGCAUAGUAUAUAUGCGAAAUUUUAAUAAUUGGGUAAAAAGUAUGCUCAUAAAUGAAUACAUGCAGAAAAUAAUACAAGACAAACGUCACGGUGAUCCUAUAAAAGUAUUAGACAUGUGUUGUGGAAAAGGAGGAGACCUAUUAAAAUGGAAGAAGGCGAACAUUACACACCUGAUAGCUGCUGAUAUCGCAGGAGUUUCAGUAGAGCAAUGUCAAAUUCGUUAUAAGGAUUUGACACGCGACAGAUCUAGGGAUUCAGGCUUCGCACCUCUGUUUAAGGCUGAAUUUCUAACAGCCGAUUGUACAAAGGUUCGCUUGAGAGAAAAAUACAAGGACCCCAGUAUGGAAUUGGACCUCACUAGUUGCCAAUUCUCUCUCCAUUAUAGUUUCGAAUCUCUACCGCAAGCAGAGUGCAUGCUUAGAAACGCCAGCGAAAGUCUUCGGACAGGCGGUUUCUUUAUUGGCACCAUUCCCGACGCCUAUGAAUUAGUAUCUCGAUGGCAGAAGAGUGAUGGAAAUAAAUUCGGUAAUGACGUUUUCAGCGUGGAAUUUCAAUCCAAUGAUAAAGAUCAGCCACCCCUUUUCGGAGCCAAGUAUAACUUCAACCUCGAAGGUGUAGUUAAUUGUCCGGAGUUUCUUGUGCAUUUACCAACGCUCAUUAAACUGGGGGAAAAGUUUGGUUUGGAGCUAGUAUUAUACGAAAGAUUCGGUGAAUUUUUCGAAAGAAUGAAGAAUGAGGGUAAAUCGUUGCUUGGAAAGAUGCAGGCUUUGGAAACUUACCCACCUUAUCACGAAGCACCUCUGCUGGGUAAGCACCCUGAUGAUUAUCAAUAUGCUGCGGAGUAUAUGGUAGGCUCUACAGGCCACCGAAAAAUCGGAACACUGUCCCAGUCUGAAUGGGAAGCCACAUCUCUGUACGCUGUUUUUGCGUUUAAAAAGAAGAGAACAUCAUGGUCCGCUGAUGCGAAACCAGAAUACACGUGAAAUUGUAAACAUUUUAUUUUUAAAAAAAAUCAAUUGUUGUUGACGAAAUUAUGCCAUGGUGAAAAAAGAUUGUGUGCUCCUUUACCGCGUAACGUAUCUAUACACUAUUUUAUUAUUUUAAGGCAUCGUACAUAAAUGAAUUGUAGCAUAAUAAGCUGAUUUUUUGACAAUGAAUUUUUUUAAUGAAUUUAAUUUAAAAA
Messenger RNA from Belonocnema kinseyi, 1836 nucleotides. RefSeq names its product mRNA cap guanine-N7 methyltransferase (gene Rnmt). Gene Ontology annotation, biological process: 7-methylguanosine mRNA capping. Gene Ontology annotation, cellular component: nucleus. The coding region runs from base 260 to 1636 and encodes 458 amino acids. NCBI's taxonomy places the organism in Eukaryota, Metazoa, Arthropoda, Insecta, Hymenoptera, Cynipidae. The record is from RefSeq and is a predicted model, not a curated record. The transcript is spliced from 7 exons. Gene Ontology annotation, molecular function: mRNA 5'-cap (guanine-N7-)-methyltransferase activity.